Messenger RNA from Hylaeus volcanicus, 762 nucleotides. RefSeq lists its product as uncharacterized. The annotation marks the transcript as partial. The transcript has 6 exons. The record is from RefSeq and is a predicted model, not a curated record. NCBI's taxonomy places the organism in Eukaryota, Metazoa, Arthropoda, Insecta, Hymenoptera, Colletidae.
GUUCGACCACACCUGGAUGACGAGAAAUGGUACCCAGCGUUCGGUGGCGUUUUGAGGGUUAUCUCGACGCUGGAGCAAUCAGGAGCAGGAACCGGUCUCGCGACGUGGAGAAAAAGCGGCGCCUAUCAGAUGAUGCCCAAAAUAGGCGCGCCACCGAUCGACGAACCCGAGGAAGCCGUGCCGCCACUUUACAAAGAGGAGGACACGGGGGUCACGCUGGGAACGACGGAAUUGAUAUCGAUUGCCGUGGUGAGCGCGUUGCUGGUGUGGCUGCUGGUCGGUCUGAGCCUGGUGUGCUACCGAUUCCUCGUGAAGCACUCGGACGAGUGCGGACCCUGCGAUGCGGUGCAUCCUCCCGUCGCCGUUUUGUAUAAAAAUGGGGAAUACUGCGAGGGGGACACGUGCACCCCAAAAGGCCCACGCAAAGGGAUGAUGGAGAAGUGGAGGGAUUACUGGCGAAGCAAGUUCGGCAGAUGUCGCGGAGACUGCCAGGAUCGUCUCACGGACGAAGAACGAUGUCUAGCCGCCAUCAGUUACAGUAGCAAGGAUACGGUAGACGUUAGCAACAGCAGCAGAAGUUACCAAAGAAAAAAAUUCACCAAAUCCGUUUCAGCGACUUUCUCAAGUUUCCGCAAGCAGCGUACACCUAUCAAGAACGUUCACUACAGCUCCGAUGGCUCGUUAACGACGAACACCGAAAGUCCUGGCAAACCAAGAUAAUAAACUAUGAAAUCAUAUUUACUCGUCUUAGUGUUUACGUCG